AGCACUUGAAGGCAGCAUUGACUCGGAGUAGCUCGGUUACUAUGUUUACUUCGCUGUUGCGGUGCAACGACUGUCUAUCCCACUUAUAGAAAGUAGCUAGUUAGCUAAAUUAACCUUAAAACGAGAAAAACCUAGACAUUACAGGACAGUUUUAGAAUAAUUAGUACUUUAAGUUGCAGUCGCUUUAUCUUCCUCAAUGAGCAGUUUAGAGUGUUUGGGGAAAUCCUCCACCAGUUCACAGAAACAGUUGACAGCAGACGUCCCCUCUGCUAAUGCUGAGACAAACAAACCCAGUGACCAAGUUUGGGAAAAGACAGUCAUCAGGGACAUUAAACCUUGCAGGAGUCUUCCUGCCCGGGCACCGCCUCGUUCUGUGAAGGUUUCUUGCCAGGAGACUCAAAAGUUUGGGUUUCCAAGUGGGGAUGUGCUGGAUGAAGACGAGUGCUCACCAAAGGAAUCCAUCAGCAUAACACCAAGGGUUGAUAAACACACACAGUCGACUGCAGUGCCUGAUGAAGAGCUGAAAAUGAAAGACCUGAGGAAGCCCCCAGACUCAAUACUUAUAGGAGGAUCAACACAUUCUCCUCCACCAGCUGAGCCUUUCCCCACACAUGGGCCAAAUGGAGAGGAAGAACAGACCGAAGAAGAGGAUGUUGGGGAUGAGGAACGAAAGGCACCAGUGGAGCUGAUAAUGGAGUUCCUCAGAGCUGUGAUGGACAGAGACUUCCAGCUGGCCAGCAAACUGUGUCAGAUGAUUCUCAUCUAUGAACCAGACAAUCCUGAGGCCUCUGAGUUUCUCCCGCUGAUCCAGAAGAAGCUGUUGGAGGAGCAAGAGGCAGAGCAGAACACUGAGGAGGAGGAAGAAGAAGAAGAAGUAGAUGAAGAUAAUGAUGACUCGGAUAACUCUGGGAGUGAUGAGGAGUCAUCUCAGAGCUCAAACUGCUCCUCUUCAGCUUGCUCCUCCUCCUCACCAUCAGAUGAUGAUGAUGAUGAUGAUGAAGAAAAGCAAGUAGACAGACACAAGCCGUGUCCUACUUCUCACAUUUCUCGCUAAAUCUAUUGUACCAAUACAACAGAGGCAAUGUUAGGCACUGUCACCAGAUAUCUCUGCUAAUAGCAUCUUGGAAUCAAAUUCACCUGCAAAUAAAAUAUU
Sander lucioperca (pikeperch) is the source of this 1153-nucleotide messenger RNA. It is a transcript of the gene erich2, whose product is annotated as glutamate-rich 2. Bases 197 to 1054 code for a protein of 285 amino acids. The record is from RefSeq and is a predicted model, not a curated record. NCBI's taxonomy places the organism in Eukaryota, Metazoa, Chordata, Actinopteri, Perciformes, Percidae. The transcript is spliced from 12 exons.